CGCGAAUAACACCCCCUCAUAUACAAUCGAAAAAUACUAAAAUACAAAACCCUGUUUGAAACUUCACUGCGGGCAGUUUUUCAGUUGGAUAUCAAAAGAAAUAUAGUCGGUAUUCGAAUAACGGAAUAGUUUUACAAAACUUCAAAAGAACUUUUAUCAUCGCAUUCAGUGCUGCUUUUAAGUGAUCGUCGCUCAGUGCUUUUUUUGUUUUUACGUUAGUCGCGAAAUUUUAGAGUUUACAAAACUGAAAAACAAGAAAGUGUGGGGAAGUUGACGUGCUUAAAGCGUUUAGUGAAGUGACUCCGUGCGAUGCCCUGCAAUGUGGAGUUAUGUAAUGGCUGCCGCCAGAGGUGACUCUCGUCGUCGCCCGGGCUCUGUCUUCACGGUGCAACAACAAUCUUCAAAUUGCGCCCCCGGACCGUGCAGGGACGGACUAAAUUCCACCUCUUACACGAGACCACAACCCUCCGGAAGAGAUGGACUUACUUCGGUAUUGUCUAGAACACCGUACCCAAGGGAAGAUUUCAACUAUAGCAACUACGCGGGUAGACACCCUCUCGGAUCGGCUAUUUCCAGAGAUGGCUCUAAGGAUCCUCUCUCGGAAGUUCGAGUGCAAACCCCCAUUUCUGAUGCUACAACUACUUCGCCGGCACACGAGGAUAAUGGUCCACCGGCAAGACUACUCACAGCAAUGCGAGGUAGGCUGAGACAAGUAGCCGCUUCGUUACAAGCUGCUGUCCGAUUUCGUAGGUUUUCUCGAAGGGAAGCACGACCUCCUGACUGGUUCGUCGAUAAAAGCAAUCAGGACGAUACUGCGGAAAACAAGGAAUCGCCGGCCCCAUCGUGUUGGGGACACAAAAUUGUUGUAAACCCAUCCUCCCCAACACAUUAUAAGUGGCUUAUGGUAGUGUCAUUGGCUGUGCUCUACAACGUGAUCUUUGUUCUUGGACGCGCCGUGUUCUGGGAAUUGAACAACACAUCCCCGCCGUUGUGGUGGACCUUGGAUUACCUCUGUGAUGCGAUUUACAUUUUAGAUACCUUAAUAAGGGCGCACGAAG
Messenger RNA from Onthophagus taurus, 1058 nucleotides. NCBI's taxonomy places the organism in Eukaryota, Metazoa, Arthropoda, Insecta, Coleoptera, Scarabaeidae. The record is from RefSeq and is a predicted model, not a curated record.